This is a messenger RNA of Stegastes partitus (bicolor damselfish), 8421 nucleotides long. RefSeq names its product ataxin-1-like. Gene Ontology annotation, molecular function: RNA binding; protein binding. The transcript is spliced from 3 exons. Gene Ontology annotation, cellular component: nucleus. Gene Ontology annotation, biological process: nervous system development; negative regulation of transcription by RNA polymerase II. The record is from RefSeq and is a predicted model, not a curated record. NCBI's taxonomy places the organism in Eukaryota, Metazoa, Chordata, Actinopteri, Pomacentridae. Bases 533 to 3004 code for a protein of 823 amino acids.
UGCAUAACACACGUUGGAAGCAGCCUUUGCACGCAGGUUCUUGGUGUGAGCUCCAGCAGUGAGAGGGGGAACUUCCUUUUUUUUUUUUUUUUUUUUUUUGUUGUUGCUUGCAGAAGGGGGACAAGCGCACCGGAAUCCACAGCAGAAAGAGCCGGAGCAGAGCUUUACCGGACCCACAAAGGGGCGAGAGAUCCAGGAAGAGGAGUCCUAGGAAAAACCAGCACACAUACACACUGACAGGCAGGAAGGAUCCUUGGACAUGCUCUGCAAGCAGUGGCUGUGGAGAGACUGAUUCCUGUCAACAUCGUGGAAGAGGCGCAUCGGUCAGAGAUGAUUCCUCAUGAAGUCUAUGGAGCUCAUUUGGUGAGCUGGAGUCACUCCAUCUACUCUGGUGUGAGACCUGUAGCCGUCCACCAGUGAACACACAGAGCCACAAAGCACAAAGAAAGGCUGGACAAAUCCACUGGUGAGAAAGUAGCCUCAGAGGAACCUAGAAGUCGUACCGGGGGGAUUUUAACACCACAGUGGCAAAAUGAAAGCCAACCAAGAGCGGAGUAAUGGAUGCCUGCCUCCUAAAAAGCGCGAGAUCUUGGCCCUGGAGCAGAGGCCGGUGGUUGUAGCCACAGCAACGCCUCCGGCUGCAGUGGCUGCUGACAGUCCCCACACAGAAAACCUAGCGUGGCUGGCCAGUGUAGCCAGUGAACGCUGCAAGUCCAGGGAGGCAGAGAGCCCGAGAUGUCCUGUCUCCUCCAUAUCCUCCUCGUCCUCUCCCUCCACUUCUAUCCCCUCUUCAGCCACUCCUCUGUCAGCAGUGCCCUUGGCGUCUCUACCCGCAGUUUACCCCACAGCCCUUCCCCAGCAAGCUGGAACAAUCCAGUUUGCUCAGCUGGGACCCAACGUUCAGUUCAUCAGCUCUGGGCCCUAUGCCGGCUACAUCUCCUCUCACAUCAUCUCAACGAACGCUAAUUCUGCGCCCAACAGCUCUGCCAUAGUCGGACAGCGUCCCCAGCUGGACGGCUACACCACUGCCCUGAUCUCCCCCAACACCAAAGGGGAGCAGCAGUUCCAAAUAGGCCUCUCCCCCACAGAGCUGGCUCCCGCUUCACUACCAAGCUCUCCUCAAGUCACCAGCCAGUACAUCCAUCUGGACAGCAGAACACCUCUGACUGUCAGCGGAAACGCGGUCACCUCACCCACAGCCCACCUCCAGCUCCACCCUCACACAGCCGUCCUCCCCCAGACGCUCACCCUCGCUCCUUCACAGCUUGUGGUUCAGUAUGCAGAUGGUUCCGCUGGAAAGAAACCAGAGGGGCAUGCCAAGGGUGUGCUGAACGGGGAACUGGAGGUGGUCAAACAUGCAAAAGCCUCCAGUCAGCCAGCAAACCAUCAGCAGGUCCAGAGCUACGAAGCCAGACACAUCCUGCUUCCGGCCGACUAUGCCCAAAACCCUGCAGGACUCCAGACCUCCCUGGUGCUCGUGGCUCAGCCCAACCAUGGAGCUGAACAUGAACCUGGCUCAAAUAAGAUCUCCUUAGUCCAGACUGAGAAAGGAGGCAUUUGUUUGGGGAAGCCAGUGUCCAGAUCUUCCUCUUUCACCUCCCUCUCUUCCUCCGAAGUGGUAAAAUCUGUUGCUCCUCAUACCGUCAUCCAGACCACUCUCCCCCCUGAGGAGCUGCCAGCCAACCUCUACUCGUCAACGCAGCCACCCAUCAUUGGCUACAUCACCAGUGCAAACCAGCAUGCUGUCAGCUACCACGCGGCACUGCCUCAGCACCUGGUCAUCCCAAGUGGACAGUCCCUCCUCAUCCCGGUCAGCGGUGCCAACAAUGGCACAGAAAUGGAAGUUAGUCGCACCGUCAGCGCCCUGACCGCCACCACUACUCCUCAAAUAUCCACCGCCAUGCCGCACGCCUAUCUGGCCACGGCCCUGUCUAAGUGUGAGGCACUUGGGCCAGAUGGAAACCAACCACCGCCUGCUGUUGCACAGGCCCCCGCGUUGCCGGUGCUGCCCUCGAACCCUGUCCCUGCAGUGGUGGCAGCUCCGUCCCCGACUCCCACCAGUGUCCCCACCCCUGCCCCGGCCGCCAUCCAAGCCUCGCCCUCCAUUUCCUCUUCCUCUUCCCCCGUGGCGCUUCCUCCGUUCUUCAUGCGAGGCUCCAUCAUCCAGCUGGCCGACGGGGAGCUGAAGCGAGUGGAGGACCUCAAGACGGAGGACUUCAUCCAGAGCGCCGAGAUCAGCAGCGAGCUGAAGAUCGACUCCAGCACCGUGGAGCGAAUCGACAGCGGGCAAAGUCCUAAUGCUGUGGUCAUUCAGUUUUCUGUGGGAGAGCUCAAAGCCCAGGUGUGUGUGGAGGUGCUGGUGGAAUAUCCGUUCUUUGUUUUCGGCCAAGGCUGGUCAUCAUGCUGCCCCGACCGGACCACGCAGCUGUUCGAGCUGUCCUGCGCGAAGCUCUGCGUGGGCGACGUCUGCGUGUCGCUGACCCUCCGCGGCCUGAGGAACGGUUCUCUAACGGACAGCCAGGCUCUGGGGACGAAGCUGAAGACCGGCCACCUCUCCGACUCCUGCCACAGCGCCGAUCCCAACGUGAGGAACAGUGUGAGCCCGAGCGCUGCAGGCAGUAACGGCGGCCUCCUCAUGAAGUCUUCCAGCGCUGACCGACUGGAGAGGCAGCACGUCACCGGACCGGGAGGGGAGCUAAUGGCGGGAUUGGGGUUGGUGCAAGGACAGGCGGAGGGGAUCUACAGAGCUGGACCGGGAGAAGUAAGACAGGAAUCAGUGAAAACAGAAACCCUCUCUAAACUGCAAUGUGGAGAUCCAGAGAGACCCACAGUCCGCAAGAGACGCUGGUCAGCUCCAGAGAGAGACCAGACGGAGAGAGCUGAGGAUGAGCCUCCCGUGACUCUGCCCAAACCCUCCUUCAUCCCUCAGGAGGUCAAAAUCAGCAUAGAGGGCCACUCUAGUACUGGGAGCGAAAGAUGCUUGAACAAAAGAGUAGACUGUUGAGAGGAACUUUGAGGAAUUUUAAAUACCUGUGGUUUGCUUUGUGUUUUACCCCCUCCCCCUCCUUGUCUUUUCUCUCUAUCCAGACUACUGUAAUAUAGACUGAGUUUACGCAGUAUUUACAUGUUUUUCUUUUCUUUCACGCGAUAUCUAAGAUGAAGUACAGUAGAGCACCUUCACAAGUGGUAUCACACACAAGAUCAGUGCAAUCAAUGCUGAAAGCAAAAACGAAUGCAGCGUGAAUGUUGAGCGUGAAUGGCAGUCCGACACCUGGGAGACAUCCGGUAGACAUAUCAUGAGCAGGAUCUCUUUUGUUAAACCUGUUGGAUGCAGACCGGUCAACCGUUUCUCUGAUUACACGAACAAGCACAGACCCCGAUGUCAGUGUGUGGAAAGUGAUAUUUUGAGUCUUUGUUUUACCGUUUCUUUGGUUUUGCGGAGAUGCGAGCGGCAGCGUGAAAGCAUGUCGUCGGUGUUUUGGCGACACUAAAUCAUCCCGGCUGUGAUCUCUGCCGUCUGAAGCUUUUAGUUUAAUAUUAUCACAUCAAUUUCCAUUUUCAUACCAUUACAAAUGCUACUGCAGGUGGCCUCGUCCCUCUGUGUCGCUGUGUGUGUCUGUGUGUUUUUCCUGUGCGUGCUGUCAAACAGAGCACAGGAUUCAGGUGUGUGUGUGUGUGUGUGUGUGUGAUGCGAGUUACCUGCAAAUCAAGAUUGAAAAGUCCUGAAUGUAAACCACUCGAUUUGUCCUCAGUACUGACUCAUGUGCUGUUUGCUACACCACUGCUGAGAGUUUGAUCCCAGUGCUUUUUGCAGUAUAUCGGUGCCAGUAGUUGCAUUCCUCUGGUGAAGUUGUCUUUUACCUUGAUUCACUGACCUUGAGCUGUAGUCUCGCAUUUCCUUUCACCAUUUUACAUCCGUCUUUCUGUAGCUGUGGCUUCAGUGUGCAGCACUUCAGAUCCUUACAACCAGAGAAAAAUCCAAAUGUUUUUUUUAACUCUAAUAUCACCACAUGAGGUUUCAGCCCUUUUACUGCAAUACAUAAUUGUGUGAAGUAAUAUUUUUGGCCACUUGAGGGCAGCGCAGUAAACUAAACAUAACAUAAAUGUUAGCAAACAAUUGAGCAAAGACAGAUGUGAGAUUGAAUUAACUCUGCUGCAUCAACCUUGUGCAGUUACUCAUCCGGAGGCCUGCACGACAAAGCAAGUUCAACAUAUCCAGGAUAUCUCUUCGCUAUCUGGCUUCACUAAUCCUAACAAAGACAGCUAAGCGGUCACCUUGUUUAUCAGCUAUCAACCAUUGUUCUUGAAUCUAGUUCUCAGUGUAUUCACAUGAAAGGAGUGAUGUUGCACCAGAUGACCAAACAUGGACAAAUCCAGAGCGACAUAUGUUUAAAAAGAAGAACAAAAUAUAAUUCUAAACAAAUAUGAGGAAUUUUAAAAAUAGGCUUAAUGCAAAACAGCUGCUGUUAGGAAGGUAGCUGGCACAUAUCAUGACUCCAUCAUUAAGGCAUGAGUAUUUUUGACUAAAAUUGGACUACGAUUGUGUAUUCCAGUAGAUGUAUUACAUAGAUUUCGCCUAUUCUGUUUGCAUAUAGGGAAAUUUUAGCCUUAUUCGUGCGACUGCAAACCUCAAGAUGUUUAAAGGUUUGGAGAGCAAGUAAAGAACAAACAUAAAAAGUAGAAUUUAAAGAAGUUAGUUGAUUUUCUUGCUUUGUCAGUUGCUGUUUUAGGAUUAAAUUGCUGUACAAAGGGCUCUAAAACAUGGAAAUUGGUCUGAAGUAUAAGGAGUCAACCAGAAAGAAAUAAAGCAAGGAAGACUGGAGUUUCCUCUUAACAACAAACUCUGUUCAUUACUGAGCUCCACUGGAACAAACUUCAACACCAUUUUUCAAGAGAACUGAUUAGUCAGUUGGUUUUUAUGUAGGAUUUGAGCUGAUUUCGCAAACACAGCCAGCUCCAGAGAAGGUUAGCUGUACAGAAUAAGUUUCCAUGAAAGUGAGCCACCAUCGAAAAUUUAGGAUUAAACCCAAAGUUACCUGUCUAACCUUAAAUCCUGCGUCGUCGUACAGGCCUCUGCUGUCUGACCCAACCAAUCCCAACCGUAACCACCAAUUGCUACAGAACGUCAAUCGAGCAUCUGUCUUGUGCAGCCGCAAACACAUUUGGAGAGUUGUUUCAGGCGACCUAUCAUACUUUAUUUAGCGGUAUUUUAUUCUGCAUCACCAGGUAGUUGCUAACUUGCUUGUCUGCUGCAAAUCGUCUGUUGAUCAAAGGUGUGUCACUGAAAACAGCUGCCCCGUUAAAAUCACAAUAUUAAGCUGAAGGAUGUAAUAUUUCUCUUUUGGGUUUGGUACGAGCGACCCCUCUCACUGUAGUGACCUCGCUUUCAUUCUAGAAACUAUGGCCUUAGAUACAUACAGUGUAGUUCACAGCAGCACAUGAUUUUUUUUUAAGGGUUUUACCAUUAAAACCUCAGUGACGGUAUGCCUUUCUCAAGUCCAUACCCGUUUAAAUCCGCUGUUUGGAUAUAAAACAGCAAACUCUAUUUCUGGUAGAUGACAUGCCAAUUUUUUUUUUUCUUAGAAUAAAGAAAUAUCCUAUAGUUCAUACUCAGGAACAGUGCGCGUCUGUUUGUGUGUAGGUCACUUGUACGUGUGCGUUUUUAAACAGCAGCACUUUGACGAAGCAUCCAACUGGAGCGCGAUGGUGACGGUGGCGGCGGUGUCCCUCUUCCUCAGCUAGUUAGAGACUGUUUCUCAUCACAUCACAGGUGUAUCACUGAGAGGGAACGUUAUAAACCGGGGCAGGGAAUGUAAAACACACAUCGGGCAAGCUAUCUCAACUUUAUUUUUUUGAUGAUUUAUAGAGCUACUAUUCAGAGGAAGAAAGAAAGAACAAAAACAAAAAAAAACCGGAGAGUUGCAAAUAAGCCAGCUAGUGUCGAUCAUGUACAGUAAAUUGUAUCGUAGAAAGUGUACAGUGUGUAUUCUAACCCUUAUGUAGCCUAUGUACUGUAUGUGCCACAGCGCCUGCUUCUUCAAUCAUUCCAUUAACUCACCGAUAACGAGUGGUCCUGCUAUUGUUUUUCCGUUUUGUUUUUUUUUUGUCGGUUCAUGAAUGUUUCUGUAUCUCUUGGGGAAACAUCUACACAACUGGGCCUCCUCAGAAUUCCAUUCGACUUGCACACUUACGAGUAUGCGUGAACACGGGACUGCAGUUUGCAUCGUUAAUAGCCAUUAUAAAAAAAAAAAAAAAAACAACAACCCAGUAAUCAGACUGUUCUGUUUGUGUUUGAAUGCUCAGGCUAAACACUGCCCAGUGACUGUUCUCCUCCAGAAACGAUGUGGUCUUAAAUCCCUCACUGUUACACAGAGCAAAGCUACUGUUUGAUCAGUUUGUCUUUGUAGCUGUUUUUUUUUCUUCUUCUCUGUUAGAGCCUGGCCUGUGUUUGUACUUUCCUACAAAAAGAAAAAAAAAAACCUAAUUAUUUUUCGACCUGGAAUGACACCAUGGCACAGACAAAUCUAUGAAACGUGGAGCUGAUGUUUAAUAGCCGGGUACAUUUUUCACAUUGUCAACAAAUCCCUUCCCGACCCUUUGUGUGGCGCUCGUCCCUAAGCUCACUGAGUCCCGCUGAAACCACAAAUCUUUAAAAAGAAAAAAAAAUGUGUAGUUUCAUCUUUAUUUUAUGGCCGAGCUUAAUAGCAUUUGCGCCCAUGUGGUAUGUGCAUUAACCAUGCAGCUACUGGGUCGAUCCAUUUUUUAAAAAACAGCCUGGCACUGCAUAUUUUACAUAACUCAUUAGGGACUAUUUUCAGCUGUGGAUUGAUACCGUUAAGCCAAAAAUUAUUCAUGGCCGUGCCAGAUUUUGAUUUACAGUGAAUUUUUAUUUGACAAAUAGGUUUCUUCUGGCUAGAACUGGCAUAAACAAGUGACACAAGACGGUAAAACAUUGUGUUUGGGGUGUUUAUGGUAGAUUUGGACUGCUUCUCAUUUUUGUUGUUGCUGUUUUGUUUUUAUAUUUUUUAUUAAAAUGCCACGUCCAAAAUUAUUCAUACCCCCAAAUGCAAAUUUUUUACCAUCUUGCAUCGCUUGUUUUUAUAAUUUCCAGCCAGAACAAACUUAUUGGUCACACUAAAAAAUAUAUAUGAAUCAAAAUGAAGCAUGUGAAAGAAUAAUUUUGGGCUUAACUGUGCAUUCGGUGCUCUAGUGAGUAUCUAUAGCACCAGAUUACUGUAUGUGGACCUAACCGAAAAUAAGCUACAGUGCUGGUAUUCAGCACAUGCCAUGCUCUAGUAAAGUGUGGCUCCUUUAUAUAUUUUUUAAAUAAAUGUCAAUAAAUGUGGGUGGCACACAGUAAUAAGACCACACAGACUUGUUAAUAAUUCCUUGUUGGUUUUUCUCCCUUCGUGGGAUUUGUUGACAAUAGGAGAAAUAUAUUGCCAACCUUGUCCUUAAAAGCCCUGCAGACCCACACAGUUAUUCCUGCUAGUUAGACCUCUGCUCAGCGGCGCAUGCUGUGAAUUAAACGGCGACUCGGCAUAUGCACGAGAAUGAUAAUAAGUGGACAUUAUCCCGGCGCAGCGGGUGCACAGUCUGCACAGGCCCUCACAGUCCUGAGCAGAAGUCUAAUCAGGAUGAAGCAAAGAAAACACCUGUUAGGUUUUACCACAGGUACGACAAGUAUGUUGGGGCUUUAGGUUAGAUGUUGUUGGAAAGGUUUAGUAUUAAUAAUAUUUCAUUUUUUCUAAUAAAUAUGUUCAAGCUGGGCCCCUUAAAAUAUGUAAUUUUCACAGCCUUUCUGUACAAUGUUGAAUAUGGCAUAUAAGUGCCGCAUUGUGGUGAUCUAUGGAAUUGCACUUUGACAUAUGUGUGUGUGAGUGUGUAUGUGCGUGUGUGUGUGUGGGGGGUGUUAGUGUAACUAAUACACAAAAGUAAUGUACAGCAUAUCUGAGAGAAAUUGUACGCUACCUGUACAACGUCUCAGCGAUUUGUAAAUAGCCAAAGUCUUCCAUUAUAAUGUUGGUAUGACCUUGUGGAGAGGAUAAACACUGAUUUCCCCAUGUACAGACCUUUGAAGUGAUGUUUAAUUUCAAAAAUACAUCAUUGUUUAUUUGACAGAAACACAAGAUUUUGCUUCACCUAAGAUAUUUUCUUUUGCACCAGCUCAAAAACCCAGGAAAUAAUGGGAGUCAAAGACUUUAAAAAAAAGAAACAUAUUUUGUAAUUUGGGUCUGUUUGGAUAAAUCUCAGCUAAGACACAGUAUGUCCUAUGCGUACAGUAUGUAGUAAGUAUCAAUAAUGUUCCUUUAUUUUGAUGGUGUUGAGAUUUGCUAGUCAGAAACUGUUAAAUCUUUACUCCAAAUGUUUGAUUUUACAUUUGAUCAAAUAUAUUCAAAGAAAUAAAGAGUCUAAAGAAAA